AUGAAUAUAAUAUUUGGAAACAAAGAAUUUGAUAAAGAAGAUUUAAAAAUAGAUUUAAGAAAUCUAAUUAAAUUAGUUAAAGAUGGAGACACUAAAAAAGUUAAAAAGAUUCUAUCUUCGAAAAAAGGAAAAUAUCUAUUAAACGUACCAGAUGAAUUGGAUCAAACGUGUAUCAUGGUGGCUGCACACUCUGCAAACUUGGAGAUGUUUGAGACUGUAUUGGGAUUCUUUAAGCUCCUAAAGAUUGAUCUCAAUCUACCAGACAAGAAUGGAUACACAGUACUGCAUCUAUUAUUUUCAAUGACUGAUUUGGAAGCCAAAUUCCUUAUCCUUUUACUCGAACAACCAGAUCUUCAACUCAACAUUACCAACCGUGAUCUCAAUACACCAUUCCACUACUUUUGUCAAAAAUUCAGAUCCAGCAGCACUGUCAAGGAGGUAUUUAGUUGCCUCGUGACAAAGGGUGUCAAUGUCAAUGCCAUCAAUCGAAAUGGAGAGUCACCAUUACACAAGGCCAUCUUUAAUACCACACUCGCACCUACCAUGCUCGGUCUCUUGCUAGAGGCAGGUGCCAAUGUCAACGUCACCAACAAGAAUGGUGAAACAGGACUUCACUAUUGUGUUAGAAUGGGUCGUACCGAUCUCGUAACACUCCUUCUCAAAUAUGGAGCCGACAAGGAUAUCAUCAAAGAUGGUAAAACUCUCUAUGAUAUUGCAAUCGAAGAAAACUUUACAAAAUUGGCUGAUUUCUUAAAAGAUGGUAGUACAACAGAAAAAAAUACUGGAUCAGCAACAGAAUUAAUAACAUUAUUACAAAAUCCAACUUUGAGAGAGGAUUUUAGACAAUUUCUACGAGAGGAAUUAAUUUGUGAAGAAAAUAUAUCAUUUUGGUUGGAUGUUGAAGCCUAUAAACAUUUAAAGAUUGAUACUGCUCUCAGACUAUUCAAAGAACUCUAUAGAAUCUAUGACAAAUACAUUCCAGACACUUCACCAUCUGAAAUCAACGUACCUUUUGGCAUUAAAAAAGACAUCAUCUCAUUUAUCAAAACUAUCCCAACACUUACUGAAAUUGAACAACAAAUGCCACCACUUACUUUGAAUAUUAACCACCAUAGUAAUAGUAAUAGUAAUAUUAGUAACAGUGCUAGUAAUAGUAAUAAUAGUUUAGAUAUUCCAUCUACCAAAACCACACCAACCAAUUCACCAACCCUUACCAAUAAUGGUGCUAGCACUGGUAUGACUCCACCAUCCAUCACCAUUCAAAUCUCAUCUUCUCCAUCCAAUUCAUCCAUUUCUUCUGCCAAUCCAAGCAGCAAUAGCAAUACACCUGUCCUAUCACCAUCACCAACAUCUUCAUCCUCUUCACUCACACCUCCACCAUCACCUCCAGUUUAUGAUUUCCAAAAGAUUCAAUCCGUUUACAAUAUUGCACAACAACAUGUUUUUAUGCUCAUGGCCACCGAUUCCCUAUCAAAAUAUAAAAAACGUACAAGAAAGAGUAAAGGUUAUCAUUUGGGUUAA
Molecule: messenger RNA, 1521 nt
Organism: Cavenderia fasciculata
Lineage: Eukaryota; Evosea; Eumycetozoa; Acytosteliales; Cavenderiaceae
Exons: 2
Coding region: 1-1521 (506 amino acids)
Cellular component (GO): cytoplasm
Molecular function (GO): protein binding
Source: RefSeq, a predicted model, not a curated record